CCUCCUCCUUCUCCUCCCCUCCAUUCCUCUCCCCCUCCGUGCUGGUCUCAGUCUUGAGGACUUGCUAGUGAAUCGGGAGAAAUAAACAGACACUGAGCAGAGGGGGUAAAAAAAGGACACAGGGAGUGAUAGCGUGCGAGAAUUUAAGACAUCUCCUCCCUCCCCUACCCCCUCACUAUCUCUCCAUCUUCAUCUCUCGUCUUUUCUUUAAUGGAAAGAAAUUAUCCUGGUACAGGGUUCGGUGAUUUGGGCGCUGGUACGGGAUGGAGUUACGAGAGAUCGGCCAAGGCAAGCCUGGUGUAUGGGAGUUCUAGGUCCUCCCAUCCGAACUCAGAGCUGCUCCAUCGCCAGGCUUAUGGCACCCCCCACCCUCUGCAGGGCUACGCAACCAAUCACCAUCCUGGCAGCUCUGGACAGGGCGGGGCAUGGGGGGCUGGGCGGAGUCUAGGCUUAUCUGGGCUGUUUGAUACUGGGCUACACCAUGCCAGUCCCUCUGGUCCAGACCCAUCUGUCAUGAACCUGAUUUCAGCACUGGAGUCCCAGGGUCGGCAGCCUCCCCCCUCAGCCUCCUCCCUCCUCUCCCAGUUUCGAACACCCUCCUGGCAGACUGCGAUGCACACUCAGCCAGAGCUCUUCAUCGGGUCUGGCUCCUUCCCCUCCUCCUCCAUCUCGGCCUACCAGCACCCAGCCUCCUUCUCUGGCCGGUCCUUUCCUGGCGCCUCGCUCUCCCUCCAGGACUCCCCCACCUUCAGCCCCACGUCCAACGGCCUCCUGUCCCCCCAUGACCCCCUGCUGCACAUCAAGACGCCCUCGCAGUCCAGCCUGGGAUUCGACCGCUUACUCUCCUCACAGGGCGCCACCUACCGAGGGUCGCAGGACCCCACAGGCCCGCCGCAAACCUCCUCCUCCUCCUCCUCCGGCCGCCACCUACCCCCUCCCCAGUUUAACCUGCUGUCCUCCCAGCUCCAGGACCAGUCCUCCCAGUUGUACAACGCCUCUGUGUUCUCAUCGGCACCCGCCCCCCCACCGCCCCAGCCACCCCAGGAAAGGGCCAUCCCCCGGCAGGACAGUGUGAUCAAGCACUACCAGCGCUCUUCUCCGGCUCAGUCCCAGCUCUCCUCCUCAGCCCCCCACCCCCUGCAGCACUACCUCAGCUGUGGGGCAUCGGGGUACCAGCAGAUCUCCCACCACCGGCAUGGAGGGGUGUCCUGCAGUCCGCUGGGAGAGCAGAGCCCUUCAGCAGACCCCAAACCCUCCCCCCGGUCAGACCAAGUGUACCGCCCCAUCAUCCAGACCCCGUACACCUCCUCAGCCGCCUCCUCGUCAGGAUCAGGUGGAGGUCUAGGGAAGGGGGCUAAGAACUCCAGCUCCAGUAGCGGCUACUCCUCCUCGGGCUCCUCGUCGUCCCGAACCCCCCACACCCCGCCCUCAGCUUCCUCGUCCUCCUCAAACUCCAACCCUAACCCUUCCUCCAGCUCCUCGUCAGCCCCAUCCAGACAGCAGCCCCCAACUCAGUCUGCGCCCCCUCCCCCACCUCCCCCUCCAGUCUCCUCCGCCCCGGCCCAGCAGCCUCCUCCUAAACCCUGCCUGUCAGCAUACGGGUCCCCUGUGGCCCCCGUCAAGCCCACCGCAGGCCUCCCUGGACAGACACCUCCCCAGCAGCAGUCCUACUCUCCCAGUCAGCCCCCUCCCUCACACCUCCCCUCUCACCAGCCCUAUGGGGGCUUCAGCUCCCCCCAGGCCCAGGACCUGACCUCUGGCCCUGGGAGUUCUGGGAAAGGGUAUGGAGGACUAGGGCCAGGAGGCCGCUCCUUCUCUGCCGAGGUGGUCUACGGGACGGACUCAGGAUACAGCUCGCUGCCUACCUCCCUCGGGGGAGCAGGCAGUCCCUCGUUGGGGUACGGCGGCCCAAGGCACUCCCCUGCCCUCCUGGGGUCUGGGGGGGGCAGUGGAGCUGGAGGAGGCAGCUCAUACCACCUCCCUGACUCCAGCCCCUCUCCCUCCAGCAACUCUGGCAUCAUUCGACCUGGGCUGCACUCUCCUGCUCCCGCCCGCCCUGCCCAGUCCCCCGGGGGAGCCGGGGGGAACAAAUACCUUUCCUCCGUCCUCUCCCCUGCCUUCCUGUCCUCUCCGCAGGGCUACCCCGACACCCGAGGCCCCCAGCCUCAGUCUUACCACCCCACACCCCCCAAGCCCAAGCCAGACACCGACAUGCUGGGAGUGGAGCGCUCUCAAGACGAGGAGGAUGACGAUGACGAUGACUUCCUGAUCCAGCACUUGCUGCAUGCCCAGAGCCCUGCGCCCCACCCGUCCCAGCACCACCCCCAGCAGCAGCAGCCCCCCCAGUCCAUCCCUCAGGCCAGGGAUGGGGGCAAAGGUCUGGCCUACGACCUGAGUAAGGCCUCUGAGGAGCGCUACCACCUGCAGAGUGUCAUCCGCACCAACAGUGCCACCAACAGCACAAUCCCCGGUACUACAGGUAACGUCAGCGGAGGUGGCCUGGAGAGCCAGCUGGAGAUGUCUCUGAAGAAACAGCAGCAGCAGGCAAAGAAUGAACGAGGGCUGUCUGGAGCAGGAGCCGGCGGAGGAAGAGGGGGGGCAGACUCCCUCUCCCACCCCAACCCUCACGUCCCCUAUCCGCAGCAACACGACUCCCUCGGCUCAGUGGUGCACUACGGCAGGAGCGACCCUUACUCCCAACACCCUCACACCCAGCACCCCCACCAUCCCUCGCAGGCCCCCUCACAUCCCCAACACACCCAGCACUCCCGACACGCCCACCCCCACUCCCAUGGCCACCCUCACAUGGAGCUCAAAAAGCCUCCCGACUCGUCCGAGCUGCCAUACCUGCGGAAGACACCCGAACUGCAGCAGCAGCCCCGACAGUCCCAGCCCUCCCUUUCCCUCAUGGACUCCCCUCCAAACCAGCCCCAGCAGCCUCCUACUGCCCACAUGCUCCAGUCUGUUCUGUCCCACACUACCCGCAACAAGAUGGACACCCAGCAAGCUGCUUCUCAGCAGCAGCAGCACUCCAUGAGUCAGCAGGCCAUGAUGGGGGCAGGUGGAGAGGCAGAGCCUGGGGGACAAGCGGGGGUGGAUCCCCAGCCCCAGUCUCAAUCCCAGCUGCAGCUCCAACUCCAGUCCCAGGCUAUGGAGGCCCACUACGGCCAGGCCAGCCAGAACUCGGUUUCUCCACUGGACAUGCUGGAGCGCACCCUGUCUCGUGCCAACAGCAGAGACAGUGGAGGGGCCGUGGAGAGAAGUGGGGUGGGGGGAGGAGAUGGGGGCAGUGGUGACGGACACAGGCAACAACAGCAGCACAGGCUGCCGUCUCAUCACCACUCCCAACAAACUGCCUCCAAGCUUCACGACUUCCUCUCCGAGCCAGACCUGGGAAUAACCACGCCCUCCCACCUGCACCACCUCAACCCACACCACCCCCACGUCCAUCACCAACAGCAGACCCACCCGCACCACCCCCUCCCGCACACCCAUGCCCACCCCCACUCCCACCACCUGGCAACUAACGCAGGGACCCAGCAGCAACAGCCUCCGCCCCAUCAGAGGGACCAGGAGCCCCAGCUCUGCCAAUCCCAAUUGGACCAGCUCAAAGAGCACCAGUUUGACACUGUGAGUCCCGGGAAAGCGGGCCAGAGCCAAGGCCAGCAGCAGCAGCAAAGGUUUGUGCCUCUGACCUCCAUCUGUUUCCCAGACUCCCUCUUACAGGAUGAGGAUCGCUCCUUCUUCCCCGGCAUGGAGGAUAUGUUCUGCUCUGACGACUACUCCAAGUCGAGCUGCGCCGGGGGUCCCGGGGCAGGCCAAGGGGUGCAGGAAGGUAUGUCUGAGGCACGUGGACAGGGACCAGACAGCAUGGAGGACGUCAAGACCAGUGAUGGAGGAGGUGGCUAUGACAUGAUGGGUCACCAUGGCGACCAGGGGUAUGGGUACUGCCACAGCCUCACGGAAACAGAAAACAGCACCAUGCAUCUGGACCUGGACUCCCUGAAAACCCAUGAGCUCCCCUCCACUGUGAACACAGAGCAGCUUGGCCUCAUCCAGUCCCAGACCCCAGGUCUUGGCUUGGGGGUUCCAGGGGGAGUUCCUGGGGACGGCUCCGCCAACAAGAUGAUUGGGGGUACGGGUGUGGCUGGAGGUUCCGGUCUGGCCGGACUGACGUCGCCCAUCUUCUGCUCCUCCCGACCCAAGAAGCUGCUGAAGACCAGCUCCUUCCACCUGCUGAAGCAGCGCCGCGACCCGCAGCCGCAGGCCAAGAAGAACUACGCCCAGGAGUAUGAGUUCGAGGAUGACGAGGACAAGGCUGAUGUUCCCGCUGACAUCCGCCUGAACAGCCGGCGGCUUCCUGACCUCCUCCCCGACCUGGUGUCCAGCUGCAGGAAGGCUGGAGGAGGAGGGGCCUCGGGGGUGGGCUCCCUCAGCCCUCUGAUGGGCGACCUGGACUUCUGCCACCCGUCCGGCUACCCCUCCCUUGGCCCCCCUCCCCAGCUCCUACCCCACGACGGGCCCAAGAAGAGGGGCAGGAAACCAACCAAACCCAAACGUGAAGGGCCGCCUCGGCCCAGAGGGCGCCCUCGCAUCCGCCCGCUCCCGGAGCCGCCCUACUGUAGGGGGCUGAUGGGAAAUGUAGGUGGGGAGACCCGCAGGGGUCGUGGGCGGGGUAGGGGGCGUGGCAGGAAGGAGGAAGGGAUGAUAGAGAUGCACCGAGAAAUGAACAAAGUACCCGACCUCCAAUAUCAGCAACAACAACAACAGCAGCAGUUCCACCAACAACAGCACUUUCAACAACAGCAGCACCAUCACCUCCAGCAGCAGCAAAAUAUACAACCUCAACAGCAGCAACAGCAGCAGCACCUACAACACCUUCAUCAACAGCAUCCACAGCACCAUAAACCUUUCAAGCCUAUCAAGAUCAAGCUGCCUAUCCCCUCUAUGUCUCCCUCGGACUCCUUGCUAAGGACAGACUCCCUGUCCAGCACCGACCCGGUUCUCUCUGACGGGUCAGUGGGCUCGGCCCCUUCCCUGGGCCUGAGUCCAGGAACCACCGCUGGGAUGGACUUGAACAUCACCAGGUGCCAGGAGAAGAUGAAGCAGAAAGCUCAAGCCCAGGAGAUGACGUGGGAAAGGGACAUGGAUGAGCAGCUGACCCCAGAGGCUUGGGCUGCCAUGCAGAAGCUCUCCAACACGACGGAGGACAAGCCCCCGGAGCUGAAGUCUAAUUUCAUGGCCUCCUUCCUGGACUUCCUCAAGACGGGGAAGAAGCAGCCUGAAUCUGGACCUGGUGGACCACAAGACCUUGGAGGGCCAGUGGAAGGAGCUGAAACCACAGACUCUUCCUCCCUGAAGGGUAGGAUCCUGUCUCCGCCUCCCCCUCCACCGCCCCCUCCUCCACCCCCUCCGUUUGGGGACAGUAGCGAGGGCGAGGACGGGCUGAGCCCCUGUAAGCGUCUGGACGACGAGCUGAAGAGGAACCUGGAGACGCUGCCAUCCUUCUCCUCCGACGAGGAGGAGGACUCUGUCAGUAAGAACCAGGACCUGCAGAAGAGCAUCUCCUCGGCUAUAUCUGCCCUUUACGACACACCCCAUUCGCUGGCUGCAGCCGUGGCCCAGCUCCCACCCAGCCCAUCUCCGCCCCAGAGCCCAUCGCUGCCACCAACGCCGCCGCCAGUGGCCCAAACGCAGGAGGACGUAGCCGAUCUGGAGGAGCAGGACGAUGACGUAGAGACACAAAUGCAACUACACAACACACAGGCCAACGCACAGCCAAAUACACCGCCCCCAGAACAGGAAGGACUGAAAGGGAUGGACGGAGAGGACGAACGACAAAAGGAGAUGGAGAAAGAGGAGGAGAUGGAGAAAGAAGAGAGGGUAAAGGAAGACCUGAAUGUAGAGCACAGGGGUGUGGAGGAAGAGGUAGAGGAGAGGGAAGAGGAGGAGGAGAGAGAGCCUGAGCCUGAGUUUGAGAUGCUGGAUGCUCCUAAAGUGGAAGAUUCUCCAUCUGGGCCUCCCCUCGCCCCCGUACCCCCCUCGCCCCCAUCCCUCUCCCCGUCCCCUCUCACUUCUUCCUCCCCAUCCCCCCUACCUCCCCCACCCCUCUCCCCACCCACCCCUCUGCCCUUCCAGCACGAGGAUGAUGAAGAGGAGCAGCAGGAGCCGUCCCCCCAACAAACCCAAAACCCCUCGGCCUCUCCUCCCCCCAGCUCCUCUCCCCCGGCCCUGCCCUCUCCACCCUCCCCUUCCCCUGCAAUGCCCCCCCUCCACUACCCCCCCCCUCCCUCCUCCUCCCCUCCCCUUUCGGAUGCUCCAGAGUUGGCCCAGCCUUCCUCCUCACCCUCAUCUUCCCCACCCUCACCCCCCACCCCUGAGGAUGCGCCAGCCCCCAAGAUCACUUCUCUGCACCUGGCCAAAAAGCAGGACAAUGCGGCCAUCGCUGGAGAGAGCGAGGAGGAGGAUAGCGAGAGUGGUGGCGAGGGCAUCUUCCGGGAGAGGGAUGAGUUUGUGGUGCGGACUGAGGACAUUGGCACGCUCAAGAUGGCCCUGCAGACCGGCCGCGAGCCACCACCCAUCUGGAGAGUGCAGAAAGCCCUGCUGCAGAAGUUCAGCCCCGAGAUCAAAGACGGACAGAGGCAGUUCUGUGCCACUAGCAACUAUCUGGGCUACUUUGGCGAUGCCAAGAUGCGGUACCAACGUCUCUAUGUCAAGUUCCUGGAGAAUUUCAAUAAAAAGGAUUAUGUCCGUGUGUGCUCCCGUAAACCCUGGCACAGACCUGGACUCAUGUUGAGGCGUCAAUCACUCCCAUCGCUCCCCAAGCCACCUCCCCCUGCCAUCAGUCAGACUCCACCCCGAUUGGAGCGAGAUGAGAGGGAGCGGAAGGAGAAAGAGAAGGAGCAGAAAGAGAAGGAGCAAAAGGAAAAAGAGAAGGAGCAGAAAGAGAGGAAGGAAAAAGAAAAGGAGCGAGAGAGGGAGAGGGAAAAAGAGAAACAGCGAGAGAGGGAGCGAGAGAAGGAGAGAGAAGAAAAAGAGAAGAGGCGUCCACCACCUCAGGAGAAGGUGGAGAGAAGGAGCAGUGAAGAGGACCGAAAGAGACUGAGGGAGGAGAAGAGAGGAGGAGGAGGAGAGAAGAAGACAGAGCGCCCGUCGAGGGCGAGGCCAGUGAAGGCGGAGCCUCCACCCAAGAAGAGGAAGAAGUGGCUGAAGGAAGUCCCCUCUGACUCAGACUCCUCCCCCGAUGGGCCCAGCGAGGACCAAGCCCCAGUGAGAGGGGGGAUGAACAGUCGAGCCAUGAGGGAGAUGUUCAGGAGUUACAUAGAGAUGCUGGUCAGUACAGCACUUGACCCCGACAUGAUUCAAGCCCUGGAGGACACAGACGACGAGUUGUACCUCCCGCCCAUGAGGAAGAUUGACAGCCUCCUCAACGAACAAAAGAGGAGACUGUUAAGGAGAGUCAACAUGAGUGGCCAACACCAGGAGACUCUGCAUAUGUUCCCCAAAAUGACGGCGGACCCCCUGGACUCUGGAGCGGUCAAAGUGCACAUCGGCGGUGAGUGCUACAACCGUAAAACCCUCAAUCGCGUCAAGAAGAGCACCACGCCCAAACAGCAGGACCUCAAGCUGUCUACAGAGACGUGUCGUGUCUAUAGCCUUUAUCAUUCCCUCCAUCACUACAAGUAUCACACCUUCCUGAACUGCAAGAAGGAGACGGACAGUAUAGAGCAGGCAGCGGAGGACCCUGGUCAGGAGGAGGUGGUGCAGCAGUGUAUGGCCAACCAGGGCUGGCUGGAGACCCUCUUCAACUCCUUCAUCGACCUGCUGACCCUCAGCACCAAAGCCUGAUGAGGGAGGAGGGGGCACAGUCCGAAAUAGUGCACUACAAUUGGCCUGAGCCAUAGGGCCUAUAUGGAGAAUAGGGUGCCAUUUGGAAAGCAGAAUGUGGGUUGGAGAAGGGAGGGGUGGGGAGGGAGGGAGGAGGUAUACAGUAUUUGGGAGACAAAGCAAGAGAGUUGGAGUGGAGAAUACUGGACUGUACCAAGAUGGAAAGGGGGGGGGGGGGGGUUCAGACCCUACCACUCUAGUUCUUGCCCAGUGAGAAAGACUGUGAGUACGGUUGAGUUUUAACUUAAAUUGGAUGCUACAAUGAACUGUUUUUAGCGCUUUUGUUUAGUUUUUCUCUCACAAAGUAUCUCUUGACUAAAGAAAAGAGAAGGACGGAGGAGAGCGGAGGAGGUGGUUUGAAAAUAGUGAAUGUGUGAAAGGGUACGACGUCUGCCACUUGACCUGAACAGGGAAAGCAGGGGACCACGGUGAAUCAGUCAGCACUACAGAAAAGAUUGCGAUCUACAUCCAAACAUGCACGGGCACACACACACACACACCAACAUACAAACACUAUAUAUAUAUAUACGUAUAUGUAUUAAUAAUUAUGAUUUGUAUUAUUUAUACAAGGAAAUUACCCUCCCUAGCUGGGAUUGUUUGCUGUUGUUAUUUUAAAUAAUAAUAUUUUGUUAUGGUAUACAUGAAUUGGCCUACCCGAAAUCCUUUGCUCAGUCCCCCUUUUACUGCUGAAGGUAAAAACGAGGGAAGGGGAGUAAAACUGAGGUGAAGGGAGAGGGAGGUUAGAGGAGUGUGUGAUGUUCCCUUUUUUCUGUCUGCCUAAAUAAAUUGUGAGGGGGAAAAAAGUAUUUAAAACCUAAGCAAACUGUGUUCUUUAUGUUUGUUCUUCAAAAGACAACGAGAGCAGAGUUUACACCUGAAGUGAAUAAAUUAAAAUAAAUAUCUGUUUGCUUUCUAAAAGAAAGCGCUGUGGUUUUAGGGAGGUGUAACUGUUAAAAAAGCGUAUAAAAUCUGUGUUGACUGUUUUUAUUUGAUCUGUUUGUUGUUUAUGAUGAUUAUUAUUUUGGAGGUUUACCUAUUUGUUCAAGCUCUCUUAUCUGUAAAUAUUGUACAGUUACUUCAGUCUCUAAAGCCCAGUUCCUCUUCUGUACAUGCUAUUCCUGUAUUUGACAAAAGCAAAUAAAAAUUUGAAAAUGACAGAGAAAACAA
This is a messenger RNA of Salmo salar (Atlantic salmon), 9054 nucleotides long. Lineage: Eukaryota; Metazoa; Chordata; Actinopteri; Salmoniformes; Salmonidae. The record is from RefSeq and is a predicted model, not a curated record.